GACCAUGCAGUCGGACGACCUGGUGUGGAAGCUCAUCAACAAUGGCCACUGCUCGUACAAGAUGACUGCGCGGACCACCAAGUUCUGCCGCAACGAGUACAACCUGACGGGCCUGUGCAACCGGGCGUCGUGUCCGCUGGCCAACUCCAAGUUUGCCACGGUGCUGGAGGAGGCCGGAACGAUGAUGCUGUGCAUCAAGGAGGUGGAGCGGGUGCACACGCCCAAGGACACCUGGCUCAAGAUCCCGCUCUCCAAGAACUAUGCCAUCGCACUCAAGCAAAUCGACGACCACCUCGAGCACUGGGACUCGUUUGUCAUCCACAAGUGCAAGCAGCGUCUGACCCGGCUGACGCAGGUUCUUAUCCGCAUGCGCAAGCUCGCCGUCAAGGUCCAGCCCAAGCUUGUCCGUGUCAACAAGAAGCGCGAUCGCCGCGACGCACGCCGUGAGGAGAAGGCCCUGCGCGCCGCUGUCGUCGAGCGCGCCAUCGAGAAGGAGCUCCUCGCCCGCCUCCACCAGAACGUGUACCCCAACUCGGAGGAGAUCCUCAACGCCUCGCCGUCCAUGUUCAACAAGGUCCUUGACGACACCGAGACCAAGCCCGACGAGCUCGACGCUCAGCUGGCUGCCGACGAGGAACGUGACAUGGAGGAGGCCUCAGGGAACGCCGAGCGCGAGCGCGAGGAGCUGACUGUCGACGAGAAGACGGUGGUCCGCGAGUUUAUUGAGGACCUCGACCUCGACUUUUCGUUCCUGCAGGACGUCGAGGACGUGCCGUACGCGCCUGCUGCGGCGUCGUCGUCGGCAAAGGGCACCACCAACUCGACCGACUUCUUCAAGGCCGUCCAGGACGCCAAGAAGAAGCGCCCGGCGGAUGACGAGGCCAACAACAAGCGCCCGCGCAAGAAGCCGGCCCGGUCCAAGGCCAAGGCAGCCAAGCACCGCGAGCUCGAGCUCGAGCGCGAGACCGAGCCCGCACGGGCCAGCCGCGCCUCGCGCCGCAACUGAGCCUGCUACGGGGGCGAGUGGACAGGCAGGCCCGAGAGCGACGAGGAACGGCGCGAGGUCCGGGCUGCCCGCCGCGACGCCGACGGUGAGCCUGCUACGUUCUUGUCAGCCAUGCUGGCCUUCGGCGAGCCUGGAGGGCUCUCGCCACUCCCGUCACUCCUGUCGCUGCUGCCGAUAGAUACAAAGGCGCGCGCGGUCGAGGCUCCGCCGCCGAGCUCGCCCAGUGGGUCGUCGAGGCCGUCGUUGGCGGGCAAGACGCGUGGCUCGGGGUGCGGCUCGGUCGUGUCGGGCGUCCCGGCCUCAGGCGCCCAAUUGGCGAGAUACUGCACCGACGACGCGUAAAGCGCAAGCGCAUAGCC
Molecule: messenger RNA, 1365 nt
Organism: Thecamonas trahens ATCC 50062
Lineage: Eukaryota; Apusomonadida; Apusomonadidae
Exons: 1
Coding region: 5-1006 (333 amino acids)
Biological process (GO): maturation of LSU-rRNA; maturation of 5.8S rRNA
Cellular component (GO): preribosome, large subunit precursor; nucleolus
Source: RefSeq, a predicted model, not a curated record